This is a messenger RNA of Cyclocybe aegerita, 375 nucleotides long. Lineage: Eukaryota; Fungi; Basidiomycota; Agaricomycetes; Agaricales; Hemipholiotaceae. The record is from the annotation of a GenBank genome assembly.
AUGCAGUGCGACGCGCCUGACACCAUCUGGAUGCACUACAAGGUGUAUGGCACGACACCUCCCAAACCAUCUUUGUUCGGUUUCGACAGGGCUCACAAGACUCACGGGAUAGCAAGACGUCUUGUUGCCGUCGCCCGAGACUGGUUCGUUAUCUGGAUGGGCUUCCUGUCGUACCUCAUUGCCCAGUCUCGCGCAAACCCGUUCAAUUGGCCCGAUUGCAAACAGAAGGACUGGGGCCAGAAAGGGGCGCUCCCCAAGUGGUACGUGGUGCUCCGAGAGGAAGGAUUCCAGGAGGACUGGGCUAGUGGCCCCUUGACAUCGGACGUAUGCGAUUUUUCUCGACGAACGCCCCGUGCAGGCAUCGUGGUCGACUGA